AUGUUCCCUGACAAGAAACGAGCGUCGCUUGAACUCCACGAUAGCCGCAGCACAAGCCGUGAUCACUUGCCUGAAGCCGUCUCGACCUCGUCGCGCCCACCUAGACGCAUUUACGUGCGCCCAGGGAUGACAUCGACAAAUAAUCAUCAUUAUGCACCCAUUAGACAGCCUUCUCCACCCGCCACAGCCUACUUUUCAGGCUUCUCGAGCGACCCAAAUGCUCCAGGUCAUCCACCAGAACCGACUCCGCAUGCGGAUGCGCAAGCCCACUUUGCAUACUCUACAACACUCAGGAGACAUCAUGUAGAUUCCACUGGUCAUGCUGCGACACCCAUCCAUCCAGACUUUCUAGCCGAUGGAUUUACAAAUUUACUCAACCGCGCUCAGCGCGCGUGGGAUGAAUGGAGGGGAGAAAGCAGAGAAGGACUCAUGGAAAAUGGUUGGACAGAGGCUGGACAAAAGGAGUCUGAACCACCAAAGGAAGGCAAGUCGGCUCAAUUUGCCUCUUGGUCAAUAGAGGACACUGUCGCGCACUUUCAAACCUCUGCUCAGCACGGCCUACCGCCUGCUGCUGUCCACUCGUUGCGGGAAGAGUUCGGAUACAACGAAUUUGCUGUCGAUGCUCCAGAGUCACUCGUUAUCAAAUUUGUUAAAACCAUCUACGAGUCGCCACUCAAUCUCCUCUUGUUGGGGAGCGCGCUCGUCAGCGCCAUCAUGGGCAACAUUGACGACGCCGUCUCGAUUACCGUCGCUAUCCUCAUCGUACUCACUGUCGGCUUUGUUCAAGAACAGCGGUCGGAGAAAUCCCUCGAAGCUCUGAAUAAACUCGUCCCACACCAUUGCCACUUGAUCCGAGACGGAAGACAAAAUCAUACGCUCGCCAAUGAACUCCUUCCCGGUGACUUGGUGACAUUUGGUGUAGGAGAUCGUAUCCCGGCAGACCUACGGAUCAUCCAAGCCACAGCGUUGGAGAUUGACGAAAGUAGCCUGACAGGAGAAACUGUGCCAUCGUCCAAGACGUCAAAUCCCUGUCCACCAGGUGUUGUUCCCUUGGCCGAACGAAACUCCAUCGCGUUUAUGGGUACACUCGUCCGCAAUGGUCGUGGUUCGGGUAUCGUCAUCGCCACAGGGACUCAGACUGAAUUUGGUGUCAUCUUUUCCAUGAUGCAGGACGUAGAGGAGAAGAAGACUCCUCUUCAAUUGUCCAUGGACGAACUUGCUCAGAAGCUGAGCUUCAUCUCCUUUGGGAUCAUCGGAGUCAUUUGUCUCAUAGGAGUGAUUCAGAGUCGUGGUUGGCUUGAGAUGUUCACCAUAGGUGUCUCCUUGGCUGUAGCCGCUAUCCCAGAAGGUUUACCCAUUGUGACUACCGUUACUCUCGCCCUGGGAGUACUUCGAAUGUCCAGGAAAAAAGCGAUUGUCAAGAAAUUACCCAGCGUCGAGGCGUUGGGUUGUGUGAGCGUGAUCUGCUCCGACAAGACGGGAACUCUCACAAAGAAUGAGCUCACUGUCACUGAGCUGUACACCGUUGAUGAGCUCAAGCAGCUCCAAGUUGGUCUGAAUCAUCACGGUAGAAUAUCCGAGGCUCUCAGGCGGACGAUCACAAUUGGAAAUAUUUGUAACAACGCCUUCAAGAAUAACGAAAAUGUCACCGUGGGUCAGUCCACAGACGUAGCUCUCUUGGAAGUUGUGUCGACCUUUGGAUUGACCGACGCCAGACCCACGUUUAACCGCGCAGUCGAACUUCCGUUCAAUUCGGAGAACAAGUACAUGGCCAUCUCUGGCACUCACGAGGGUGAAACUCGAUCAGUCGUAUAUUUCAAGGGCGCGAUCGAAGCCAUCCUCGACAGAUGUCGGUUCUAUUUCAUUUCUGACGAAUCGACGCCCGGUAUGGACAACGCGACGCGGGCGAAUAUUGUCGCACGUGCCACGGCAUCAGCAUCUCGAGGUCUUCGUGUCAUCGCAAUGGCAUAUGCACAUGGAACUCUCAACGCCGAAAAUCCAGCCAUCUCCACAGCGUCCAUGAACAACCUCGUCUUUGUGGGCUUCCAGGCUAUGCACGAUCCACCGCGCCCGGGCGUGUCCGAAGCGAUCAACCAGCUUCACCUCGGUGGUGUCAAGGUCAUCAUGAUUACGGGUGAUGCGGAGAGCACGGCACUGUCAAUCGCAAAGGAACUUGGGCUCAAGGUUCAUCCGUCCGGCAAGGGAAGUUGCUUGACGGGCAAGGAUUUGGAUGGGAUGAAUGCUGGAGAUGUGGCUCGAAGGAUAUCCUCUGGAGUCUGUGUAUUUGCAAGGACGACACCACGGCACAAGAUGCUCAUCGUCGAGGCAUUACAAGGAAAAGGCGAAGUGGUUGGCAUGACAGGUGACGGAGUAAAUGAUGCGCCCGCAUUAAAGAUGGCGGAUAUUGGUAUUUCCAUGGGCAAGAGCGGCACAGAUGUCGCGAAGGAAGCGGCGGAUGUUAUUCUAGUCGACGACAACUUUGCGACCAUUCUCAAGGCGGUUGAAGAGGGCAAAUCAAUCUUCCACAACAUUCAAAACUUCAUCUCCUUCCAGCUCAGUACCGCCGUGGCAGCUCUCACCUUAAUCACACUCAGUACCGUCUUCAAGCUCAGCAAUCCACUCAAUGCAAUGCAAAUCUUAUUUAUUAAUAUACUUAUGGACGGACCCCCCAGUCAAUCGCUCGGUGUUGAUCCCGCGGACCCGUCAGUGAUGCGAAAGCCGCCGAGGAGCAAAGAUGCGUCGAUUCUGAGUCAAAGGAUAUACGGACGCGUCUUGUUCUCGGCAUCUAUGAUCGUGCUGGGCACAUUGUUCGUCUACCUCCACGAACUCAGUGACGGAAGCAUGUCCGGAAGGGACCAAACGAUGACCUUUACUAGCUUCGUCUUCCUUGAUCUCGUUUCGGCACUCCAGAACCGUGGGCUCGGCUGUGGUAUCUUCCAGAACCGAAUGCUCCUCAUCACUGUCACAACCUCAUUCGUGGUGCAACUGACGCUGAUAUACGUGCCGUUUAUGCAAACUGUGUUCCAGACAGAGGCGCUUCGAGCCCGAGACUUGUCUACGCUCCUAGUUCUGGCAGCUAUAUCGUUUACGCUGCAUGAGAUGCGACGUAGAUGGGAGCGCAAGGUCUACGGUUCGACGGCGGGGGUUUACGAGAUCCUCGUCGUCAACCCAAACUCGAGUCAAUCGAUCACGGACAACGUAAAGUCGUUAUUCGGGCCAGAUGAGGGAGGACUAGAGUUUAUGACUGGGCCUUCUUCGAGUCCCAAGACGAUCGACGACGAGGAAGAUGCGAUGAAAAGUGCUGUGGCGUGCAUGCCAGAGAUCAUCGACCGCAUGAACAAGCCAGAGCCACCGUCAGGAGUGCUGGUAGCAUGCUAUUCGGACCACCCUCUUGCGCAGAUGCUGCAAAAAGAGAUUGAUCGACCAGACUUUCACGUCUUGGGGAUCCUGGAUGCGUCGGUGAUUAGCGCCGUGAAGCACAUCAAGCCUGGAGAAAAGUUUGGCAUAGUCACGACUGGAAAGCAAUGGGAACCACUCUUGACGGACGGUGCGCUCCGGGUGCUCGACGAAAUUGAUGGCGAGGCAGAACCAGACUGUCUCGCUGGUGUCGUCGGUACUGGGUUAGGAGUAUUAGAGUGCCACGAUGAAUCAAAGGACCCCAAAACGUUAAUGGCUGAAGCUGCAAAGGAGCUCGUAGCCAAAGGGGCAAAGGCGAUUUGCCUUGGUUGUGCUGGGAUGAGCGGUCUGGAUGUGAUCGUUAGUGAAGCGGUCAACGAGAAAGACAUGCCUGAAAAGGUCGUGGUGAUUGAUGGAGUAAAAGCAGGCGUCGAGAUCCUCCGUGCUCGUCUGUCGCACUCAUAG
This is a messenger RNA of Serendipita indica DSM 11827, 3861 nucleotides long. NCBI's taxonomy places the organism in Eukaryota, Fungi, Basidiomycota, Agaricomycetes, Sebacinales, Serendipitaceae. The record is from the annotation of a GenBank genome assembly.